AAAGGAAAAUAAGUGCCUCUGGGAAGUUAUAGAAGAAUCUGGUGUCAACAAUAUUGCAUCUGUUUUCUCAAUGAAGGCAAAGCAGCAGAGAUAUCUGGGUUAUUUAUUACACCUUUUGGAAAAACUUGAGAUAACGCAACGCCCACUUAUGGCUUUACAAACGAAGGAAAGACAAACAUUGAUGUGCACGCUGCAAUAAAAAGUAGAUGACUAGUUUAAUUGGACAAACAGUAGGUGAAGAGAUGUCACAGUGGAGCUGGAAGACAAAGAGAAAGAGAGUACAGAGGAAUGAGGUGAUUGUGAAAUGUGAAAAUAGAGCAGGAGGAAGGGACCAGUGACCAGUGUGAACAGUGUUGGACUUUGUUCUUCUCUGGUACGGCCGGUCGAAAGCUGAAUGAAUAUGUUACCCGGUCCACCAGUUUAUAAGUCAUCCCCUUAACCCUCACCGGAGAGGAAAGAGGGAGAGGAGGAACAGGGGAGAAGGGAUGACUGAGAAGGAAGGGUAGAACGAAGCAACAGGAGAACAAGCAGAGGAGCGAAAAGAACAAAAAGAAGCAACAAAGUAAAGUGGUGUGGUCCAGCUGCUGCAGGGAUGUGGAUGGAUACCAAAAUGGAGGUGGAAGAGGCCAGCAGGAGUCGUGCCAGCCUCAGUCGGCAUGUGUUUAACAUUCUGCUGUUGUGCACUGGGGACAUGGAGCACUUGGAUAAGUGCAUGCAGGACAAGUUGUUUGUGCUGCAGCUGGCGGUGUGGAGCCUGAGAGGGGUGACCAGGGUGAUUCUAGCCAACAACCCGCUGAGUGGUGCUCUCAUCCUGGCUGCACUGUACUGGGCGUCCCCUUGGCAGGGCCUCCUAGGAACUCUGGGUGUACUGGCCUCUACGCUAACAGCUGUUAUCACAGGACAAGACAGUGCUGAGGUAUCAGGAGGUCUCCAUGGUUUUAACGGCAUGUUGGUGUCUCUGCUGAUGGGAGUGUUCAGCUCGGCUGGAGACUGGUACUGGUGGCUGCUGCUGCCUGUCUGCUUGGGGUCAGCUACAUGUGUCUUUCUGUACAGUGGUCUCUCCUCCGUGUUGGACCGCUGGGACUUGCCUGUUACUGUAUUUCCCUUCAACAUCACUAUUGUCCUCUACCUCCUUUGUACCGGCCCACACAACCCCUAUUUCCCGCACCACCUAGCUAAGCCAGCGAGGGCGUUGGAGCCCAAUGGAACCGAGCUCAUUGCAGCUGAGGUAAUGCAUGGCAUCCUUCUUGGUGUGGGUCAGAUCUUUGCCUGUGGAGCUCUGGGGCCCUCCCUCCUCAUCCUGGGAGCAGUUCUGCUCUACUCCCCCCUGCUGGCCGUCCAUGCUCUGCUGGGAUCAGCGGUUGGAACGUUGGCUGGUUUAUCCAUGGCGGUGCGUCAUGAUUCUCUGUACUCAGGUCUGUCGGGGUUUAAUGGAGCUCUGGGCUGCAUGGCUGUUGGAGGACUCUUCUUCACCUUCAGCUGGAGGAUCCACAUCUUUGCCAUCACCACCGCCUUCCUCUCUGCAUAUGCUGACAUCGCUCUGAGCAAUCUGUUGGGAACUGUUGGUCUCCCAGCAUGCAGUUGGGCAGCUACUCUGACAGCCACGCUGAUGUUGCUGCUGACCGGCAGUUUAGCAAUAUACCGCAUCCCUAUUUGUCAGGUCAGGGCGCCUGAACACAACCUGCGCUCCUGCAGCCAAUGGGAAGCUGGGAACACCAAAGAAAGGGAGAGCACUGACGUGUAACUCUGGGACACACACACACACACAGAAUACUGUAUCAAUACUUUGAACUGCUGUGUUGGAUGGGCUGGACUAAACAUAAAUCCAUUUUUAUUAUAAACAUUUUAUAAAUAGAUGGUUAGAUCUACACUCCCAUUUCACCAUAGGCGUACAAGUAAAAAAGUAGAUUUAACACUCCAUGUUUUGUCCACAAGAUGGCAAUGUAUGUUCAGCAAUCAAAUGUUGAAAAUGUUUAUGAAGUAUCACAAAGUUGCUUAUAAACCUCUGUAUUCAAAUACGACCAUUUCUAUUAAAUGUAUAAAAUAUUCAACCAAGUUUUGUCCAUGGCUUUGCCACCUGUGUUUCUGUCCUGUGCAUCUGUUUUUACGGACAAAGACACGUAAAAACAAAAACAAAGAAACAGCCAAUUUAAAGGGAAAGAAAACUUCUUUUAAUAGGCAUGAAAUCAACAAAUUAGUUUAAUAAAACCAUUCGUUGUUAAAAUGACAGUUUAACUGUUAUCGUCAAUAAAAACACAGACUGAAUUCAAUGGUAAUUGUUUUUUAUCCCCUUCAUUACCCUGCAUAGACAUACUACAUAGCACUGCACUGGAACUCAUUGUAAAAACAGACUGUACAUGUACCUCAAUACAGGCAGACAGUGAAACAAUGAAUACACACAGACAACAGGUAAUGUGUUUCUGAAAUGGUCAGCUGCUUAGACCAGGAAGUUCAAGGCAAUUGAAUCUUGAAUUAUUAUAGUUAUUAUUACUAUUAUGUUUAGCAGUGGUUUAUUAUUAGACAGUGCUUUAUGUUGCCUGUGUCAAUUUUUUUAUGUAUACUUCCCACCUAUAUUCCCAAACACACACAUGUCCACAUUCACACACAUACUACACCCCAGUCUAAUGUUAAAAAAAAUAUAUUAAAAGAUUAUUGAAAACAUAAUUUUCUUUUUUCCAUACAGGACGGAUGAGGUGACAUUCUGCCACAAACAAUGAUGUCUUUUCUAAAAUGUUUCUUAACAUCAUGCAUUUCUAUCUCAGUGCUUUCAGGAUUUUUUGUCUACAUAAUUGUUUGGGACUAAAUUCUUUUAUCAUGAACUACCUCACAGACAAUGGUGAUGAGGUUAGUGACAAGAAGAAACAUACAAAAGUGCCUCCCAGACUGUGAUUGAUUAAGCAUAAUAAGAAAAAAAAGAAAAAGUAGAAAUAUAAAUACUUGCACAAACAGUACUUGUGUCUUUUAAGCUGCAUUACAAAAAAAUGAACAUUCGUAGUUCUACGUACUUUCAGUUGAAGAUUUGAUUGCGAGUGCUGUUGUGCUUCUUUUAGCAUGACUGUGUGUGUGUGUGUGUCUGCUUGUAUGCUUGUGUUCAUUAUGGUUCAGAGUAAAGGCAGAAUGACAGUUGUCUUAAUUGGUAUGUUUGCACACACUCUGUCACACACACACACACACACACACACACACACACACACACACACACACACACACACAUACCAUGUGCAAAGUA
Molecule: messenger RNA, 3229 nt
Organism: Siniperca chuatsi (mandarin fish)
Lineage: Eukaryota; Metazoa; Chordata; Actinopteri; Centrarchiformes; Sinipercidae
Product: urea transporter 2
Exons: 8
Coding region: 593-1744 (383 amino acids)
Biological process (GO): urea transmembrane transport
Cellular component (GO): membrane
Molecular function (GO): urea transmembrane transporter activity
Source: RefSeq, a predicted model, not a curated record